Molecule: messenger RNA, 906 nt
Organism: Orussus abietinus
Lineage: Eukaryota; Metazoa; Arthropoda; Insecta; Hymenoptera; Orussidae
Product: chorion protein S38
Exons: 2
Coding region: 22-906 (294 amino acids)
Source: RefSeq, a predicted model, not a curated record
UCUCGUACAGCAUACCUCACCAUGAGGACCUUCCUAAUAUGCGUAUUGGCCGCUUCCGCAUUCGCCGGUGACGCGAAGACGUCGAAGGUCCAUGAAAAACGUGGGAUCAUCUCCGGGGGAAUCGGAGGAGGAUACGGCGGAGGAUACGCGGGACAUAGUCUCGGUCUUUCCAGCUUUGCCAGCGGAAUCGGCUCCGGAAUUUCCUCCGGCUACGAUUCCGGAAUCGGCUAUGGCUCGGCUCUCGGUCUUGGACACGGUUUGGGGCAUUCCGUCAGCACGCACAACGUCCCCAGCACCGUCGUCAGCAAGUUCGUCAAGGUGCCGGUUUCCGUGCCGCAGCCGUACCCGGUUGUGAAGAAUGUCCCCGUUGCGGUUCCGCACCCGGUCCCAGUGGAGGUGAGGCGACCCGUUCCGGUUCCAGUUCCGCACCCGGUCCCCGUGGAAGUGACGAAGACGUACCCCGUCCCCGUGGAUCGUCCCGUGCCAGUUCCCGUUCCGCAUCCAGUGGAGGUACGCGUUCCGCACCCCGUCCCCGUGGCGGUUCCUGUCCAGAGUUUCGUCCAACCCAUCGGUCACGUUGCUGCUGGACCCAUUGAGACCGGGUUUGGACCAUCCAGUGGUUCCUUUGGUGGAAACGGAAUUUCUUUCGGGAACGGCGGUUUCGAUGGGUAUGGCGGUUCCCUUGCGGCCGGAUCUCUUGGUGGACAUGGUUUGGGUGGACAUGGUUUGAGUGGACACGACUUCGGUGGACAUGGUUUGGGUGGACACGACUUCGGUGGACAUGGGGCGUUUGUUGGAUCUGGGAAUCUGGAUUCUUUUGCCGGUUCCUUUGACGGUUCCUCCCUUGGAGGCGGCCAUGACGACGGAUAUUCUUAUCCCGUACCUUCGAAGAAAUGGAACGAUUAA